GCGGCUCCGGAGGAUAAACACAAAGCCAGAUUCCGCGACAGACGCUGCUGCACUUUCCCAAAUUGCAAUCCCCGUCAGGAGAGAGAGACGGAGGGAGGGAGGGAAUAGAGAGGGAUACAGAGAGAGAGAGAGGAGGGGGGGACUGCAGAACAUACAGGCUCUGGAUGAAUAACCAUGGCAACAGCAGCAGCAGCAGGAGAAGCGGUGAUAUAAACAUUGCAAACCGCGCAUCCCUCCGCAAACAGCGGCUCACUCACUGAAGGCUGGACCCGAGCCCUCUGCGGAUAUUACGCUUCAUCACUGCUAAGGUGAUGAGUGGGAUUAUAUCAUGUCUGAAGUACAGGGAACACUGGAGUUUUCUGUAGAGUUGCACAAGUUUCACAAUGUGGAUCUCUUUCAAAGGGGGUUCUACCAGGUACGAGCAGGGCUCAAAGUCUCACCUCGAGUGCCCCACAGGUUGAUAGCGACAACACAAGACAAUACAGGAGAAUGCAGCUUCAGCUCUGCGGGGGUCUACGAUGGCACCGUGUUCAGCCGGAUCUUCCAGAUCCUUUACAGAAAUGAGGAGAUUACGGUGAAUGACUGCAUGAUCUUCAAAGUCCACCUGCUGUUGGACGGAGAAAGGGUGGAGGAAGCCUUGAGUGAGGUGGACUUCCAGUUGAAGCUGGAUCUUCAUUUCACCGACAAUGAACAACAGCUGGCAGAGAUAGCAACUGUCCCGUUGAUCAGCAGUCGGACACUCAGCCUCCACUUCCACCCGCGGAGAGGGCUCCACCACCACGUCCCUGUCAUGUUCGACUACUUCCACCUGUCUGUCAUUUCUGUCUCCAUACAUGCUUCACUGGUUGCCUUACAUCAGCCGCUAAUCAGCUUUGCACGUACAGGGAAGGGCUCCUGGCUGGGGAAGGGCUCGCCAGAGAGCCCAAGCGACCCAUCUGCCAUGUCUGUAGAGAACCUUGUGUUCGGAGCUGGCUACUGCAAGCCUGUCAUCUCUGAGGGGAGCUUUUAUGUGCCCAGUGAAAACUGCCUGCAGAGAGCUCACACGUGGCACCGAAGGCUCUGUCGCCUCCUGUUGGUUGCACACAGGGGCCUGCACACCUACCACUCUGCACUGAUGAAGGAAAUCCCACAGCUCCAGCAGACUCCGCUGGAGUCAGAUGUGCUGCCUGUAGAAGAAACUCUGAAUCAGCUCACAAUAGAGUUACAGCUGCAGGAAGGCCACGAGAGGGUAGCGGAGCAGAUCAGCAGGGACGUGAGCCAGCUCUGCUCCCAGCUGGCUGCUCUUUGGAGCCGCUUCCUGGAGGCCGCUGUGCUCAACCCCCACAUCCUCUCCUAUCUGGCCCAGGAGCACCAUACGCUCAGGGUCAGGAGGUUCUCAGAGGCGUACUUCUUCACCGAACACCCCAAAGAGAUAUCUCUGACUUUUCAAGAAGAGCUAAUCAACAGACAUGGCCAGAUAGCUGGAGAAGUGCGGAGCUCAGACUACCUGACCAAGAUGCCUCCUUUACCUGUUGAGUGCCUGGACAUCGACGGAGACUGGAACAGCCUGCCCAUCAUCUUUGAGGACAGAUAUGUAGAGUCUCCUCAAACAGAGUGGGUAUCACAUGUGCCAACCACUGACGGGCAGACCAACUCAGGUCCCACCAUCACAAAUGCCAAUGGGAUUUUUGAAAGCAGCCAGGGAGCCAGAUCACCAGCAAUACCCCAGGAUCCCUCGGACAGCGAUGACUGCAUGGACCUGCCCACAUAUGUCUCACUCAUGGCACAGCAGAGUAAGACAGGCACCAACAUAAGAAUUACACAGAACCUCAUUUCUACUGAGGACAGUGUUGAACCGUCUCUGGCAGAGGAAGAGGACAUGAAGGAACCGGAGAAAAAACAACAUCCGGCUGAUGAGAGCUGUGAUCCAGGCCUGACGUACAUCACAGUUAAGCCUUGUGAUGUCGAUCCAUGUAGAGGAGAAACAGUCCUGGUUCUCUCCUCAAACCAUAAUCCCAUCACUGACUCUAAUAACAGCAGUGAUGAGUCCCCUGCUCAUCGUUUAAGAGAAAGUCCCGUCCAACUUUGUGAUGCCGCUAAUGAUAAAAAUGCACAAGAGAGUGAAAACAAUGAAGAGGAGUCUGAUAUUGCCAUGCCAUUAAAUCACUCCAUGGAUGAUGAGAGCGAGGAUGUUCCUCCCAUCAGCCUGCCCACUGUCCACGCGCAUCCUCCUUUCCCUGGUGAUCUCAGAAAAGAGAUGAGCCACCGUGGAGGCCUGGUUGGCUCCAAGAUCAUGAAGCGCUCAUCCUCAGUUAUUUCUGACUCAGGUAUUGAGAGCGAGCCCAGCUCGGUGGCCUGGCCCCUGGAGGUUGCGCUGCGAGGCCGACCUCCUCUGGACUUCUCCAGCGAACGGGAGAUCCCCCAGCAGAUAGUGUGUCGCCACCCGGUCCACCGCAGCUCACUGGAGGGCCUGCAGAUGGAGAGCAAUGGUAGCCUUCCAAGUGGAGGUAUUCAGGCCUCGCUCACCUCUAUUAGCUCCCUGCCCUACGAGGAGGACCAGCAGCAGAGGCAGCUCAGCAAACUGACCAAGUCGGUCUCUGCACCACAGAUAAGCAGCCCUGAAGACACUGAGGAAGACCAUGUGCAACUCAACCAGGCGACAGAUUCUAAGAGCUUAGCGCAACACCAGGAUUCAGUGAAGGUCAACUGCUCUUCUCUGAACAGCAACAUGGACUCAGAGCAAUCUGAAUCAUCUUUAUUAGAUUCGAGUUCAAUGGCAAAUCUUGGCCACGUCGUCACAGAGAAUAUUUGCUCUGAGAAGUCAAACCCUCCACAGUACCUGUCAGAGACAUACAAGACCAAGUCAGUGUUAAGUGAUGUGUCUGAAGUGUUGCUUUUACAAGAGUCUGCAGAGAGCCGGCAUGUGAAGGAAAGCACUGUUAUUGGCAGCCAGGGGGAGAAUGUGAACCAUCAAACACACAUCAGUGGAGUAAGCGCCUCAGUGGAGGAUGUGCAUCUCGUUGAAACUGUAGCAGUGCCCUGCAGCUGCGGAAACAAACCAUGUGUGCAUAAAAGUGCAGCAGCUCAGGAGAGAAUUAACACUGAAGAUGACUGCCAAAGUUUCCAUCACACCGAACUGCUUAGUGUCGAAGACCAGGAGUGUCUAGAUCCCUCCCGAACACCUCUAGAGCCUUCAGGGCUUCAGCACAUCAAUGACCUCCCCAGCAGCAGCACUACGCAGAGGCCGAGUGACCUUACAGGGUUGAUAGCCAAUGAUAUCACAUCACCUGUUGACCUUGAAGGCAUAUCAGCCAAUGAGAAAGAGCCUUUAGACUGCCAGACUAAGCCCUCUAAGAUCCCCAACUCAGGGCUGGCCUUUGUGAAUAAGAAGAUGGUGGAGGUGGUGAACAUGUCAGUGUCCUGUGCCCCGACCUGCCUGCCAUUUUCCUCUGUCCUGAGAGACUCUCCAUCCAUCAGUGGAAUGUCCGCUCGCCAGGCUACCUCACCUAUUACCCAUCAGCCCCUGGGGUCCUUUGGUAUCAUCUCCUCGUCUUCGCUCAAUCCACUGAACAUGGACGACGAGACCAAUGAACGAAUGCUAAAUUUCUACAAAGCCAAAGAGGAGCUGCUCAAAGAGUUGAGCUUUCAGGCCAGCUUGUACAGUGACCUUCCUCUCCUGGCAUCAGAUCUGCCCUACUUCCCCCCUGAGGAGGACGACGAGGAGUUUGAUGACGGCAUACACCUUGUGGUGUGUGUACACGGGCUUGAUGGAAACAGCGCAGACCUUCGGCUGGUAAAGACUUUCAUCGAGUUAGGACUGCCAGGGUCCAGGCUCGACUUCCUCAUGUCCGAAAGGAACCAGACUGACACGUUUGCAGAUUUCGACACCAUGACAGACAGGCUCCUGGAUGAGAUCAUUCAGCAUAUCCAGCUAUACAACCUCACCAUAGGCAGGAUAAGCUUCAUCGGCCACUCUCUGGGGAACAUCAUCAUCCGCUCUGUGCUGACGAGGCCUCGCUUCCGCUGCUAUUUGCCCAAACUGCACACUUUCCUCUCGCUGUCAGGCCCACACUUGGGAACGCUGUAUAACAACAGCACAUUGGUCAGCACAGGUCUGUGGUUAAUGCAGAAGCUGAAGAAAUCGGGAUCCUUGCUGCAACUCACCUUCAGAGAUCACGUUGAUCCACGGAAAACAUUCCUCUAUCUCCUGAGUCAGAAACCAGGGCUCCAGUUCUUCAAGAAUGUGGUGUUGGUGGCGUCUCCACAGGACCGUUAUGUUCCUUUCCACUCGGCCAGAAUAGAGAUGUGCAAAACCGCUCUUAAAGACAGGACCACAGGGCCCGUGUACACUGAGAUGAUCAACAACCUGCUGCAGCCACUUGUGGAGGCUAAAGAGUGCCGGCUGAUCCGCCAGAACGUGUUCCACGCUCUGCCCAACACAGCCAACACCCUGAUCGGCCGCGCCGCCCACAUCGCUGUCUUGGACUCUGAGCUCUUCCUGGAGAAGUUCUUCCUGGUGGCAGGGCUCAACUACUUCAAGUAAAGGUGCUAGUGCUGCAGGCUUACAGGACAGAACCUGUCGGAGGCUGAUGGAGCUGAUUUGGACGAUAAGGUCCUUACCUUCAUUUUGUAAAGUAAAUUUAAUGUAUAUAAUCCCUGGUAUCCAAGAGGCAAGGCCUGUAUAUCCCACUUGUUAGGACUGUAAGCAGCUGUAAAAAAGAUCAGUGUAUUGUGACUGUUGAAAAAUGCUAACUCAGACGUCUGAGUUUGACGUGUAGCCAUGCAAAACAAAACAUCUGACAUCCAUCACAGGAUUGAUUGUAGAUGUUUUAUGGCCUUAUUAAUAACCAGAGUCAGCCAGAACACUAACAGAUGCUAAUCGUGGUCGAAAGCAUUUAACUACUUUCCCUUUAGAGUUGGUUUAAAGCCUUCGGUAUGAGUGGUUGAUUGAAUUCUUCUAUAAGGGUUGGACCGAUGAUAGUUUGAAUCUAUCCUUCGAGCCGAGGCAACAGAUGGGCAGCAUUUAUCCCCUUGAUUGUACAUGAAGUAUUUUGUUGUACAAAACAUAAAUGUUCCUUUAUACAAAAAUGAAUAUAUUGUUUAAAGUUAUUUAUUUUUUAUCUGCGUAUGUAUCCACAGUGUAAGUAACCCAUCUAAAUGUGAUCUUUUGUGUGUCCUUGUCAUCAAAUCUAUCAAAUGAAAGUAAACCACGAAGGUGGAAGUGUAACCCUAAUGAAGCCCUGUAAGUCAGUACACUGAAUUCAGAAUACUGCUGGAGGUAGACAGCUAGUUAGCAGGACAUGCCAACAUUUGCAGCUGAAGGUAAUCUUUUGUUCUUGUGUGUUUUUGGUUUUGGAAAGUCUAAAAAAGACACCACUAUUGAAACUAUUAGAACACCGAGCAUCUCUCAUAGAGACGCAGUUGUUCCCCUUCCAGUGGACCACAACGGGACCUUAUUUCUGGAUAAAUCUUUACAGUAGUUAAUGGCGGGAGACAAAUAACUUUUCGAUCCUGUUUGAAUUGUGCUAUGAAUUACAUGUUUUUUGUCGAUUUCAAAGAUAAUUUUGCAAGUCAAGAAAGUUGCAGUUUGUCCUAAAGCUGCAUGAAAAAGACUAGUCCAUACCCAUUGAGUGCACAGUUGCCCACGCACAGUUUCACAUGGUGUGUGUUUGGGAUACAGGUCAUAGCAAAUUGCAGAUUAAAUAGUCAGCUGAACCCAUUAAGAAGAGCAAUGUAUUCAGACAGAGUGCUUGUGAAUUUCAUAGUACGAUUGCUUUAUUGAAAGUACAGUAGUACCAUUGCCAGUAGUGGUAGAAUGAUAUCAUUUGUCAAACGUGGGACAGACAGAGUGACUGACUGACAGAAUGACAUACUGACAGAAUGGCAGUUUCCAUGAUUAUGUGCAGAAUACCAUACCAUGACUUAGUCAUACCAAAAAUUAGAACAACAACAACAAUAACAUUGGUCCACAGGGGGAGCCACAGUGAUCGGUCACAUUUUAGCCAUUUUGAAGCAUGUUUCUGUUGUUAUAGCGCCACCCAGUUGACAAUUAGAGUUAAAUUUCUCCAGUCACCUUGAGGCGUCCUGUUCUACAUAUCUACCAAGUUUAGUAAAAAUCCAUAUGGCGGUUAGGCCUAGAUAAGAAAUGAGCUCUCUAGCGCCCCCAUUUUGUUUGAUGGGGUCAAUAAUGGAGGGGUCCCCUCAGAUUAUGUGUGGUCAUAUUCCUACAAAGUUGCGUGGUGAUGGGUGAAACCCUUGAGAUGUUAUACACCUUUAUGUGAUGAGCCACGCCCUCCGCAAUAUUCAUUGCCUUAUAGAAGCUCAGUUUUAGGAAGUUUUCCAACUUUUGCCAAGAGGGAACUUUAGAUAUUGGUCCCUAGAUUAUGUUCACCCAGUUUCAUGCAGAUCGCUCAAACUUCCUAGGAAGAGAUCCAUUUGAAGUGUUUUUCAAAAAAUUCAAAAUGGCGGAAAAUCUAUAUAAGCGGAAGUUAUGGGUUCUUGAGGCAAAUGUGUUCCUCAUGAGGAGAGGCAUCUCUGUGCAAAGUUUCAUGUCUCUACGACAUACGGGGCAUGAGAUAUGCCCAUUCAAAGUUUGACAUUUCAAUCGGUUGCUAUAGCGCCCCCCUUUGGCCAAUUGAUGUAAUAUUGCUUCAUUGGCAUCCUCCCAUGACCCUCUACCACUGUGCCAAAUUUCACAUGGAUUGACCAAGUCAGUGAGGAGAAAAACGUGGAACAGACACA
Messenger RNA from Epinephelus fuscoguttatus (brown-marbled grouper), 6720 nucleotides. RefSeq names its product family with sequence similarity 135 member B (gene fam135b). The record is from RefSeq and is a predicted model, not a curated record. The coding region runs from base 329 to 4522 and encodes 1397 amino acids. Lineage: Eukaryota; Metazoa; Chordata; Actinopteri; Perciformes; Serranidae. The transcript is spliced from 21 exons.